AUGGCGUAUUCUUGGAACACGAUUCAGGAUAAGAUUUUAUUCGUUACGGAGGUUAUGGGGAGGAGCAUUGCGGAUAUUGUGAUUGCGAUGCUGGCAGAAAGGGAAGGAGCGGAGGAUGGGGAGAAGGGUGGAGGAGAGGAGGAUGGAGGAGAGGAGGGUGGAAGGGAGGAGGAUGGAUGGGAGAAGGGCAGGGAGAAGGGUGGACUAGGGGAGGGUGAAGGGGAUAUUGAGGGAGGAACCACUGGAGCGGAUGUAGAGGAAGAGAGAGGGAGAUGA
Messenger RNA from Closterium sp. Naga37s-1, 276 nucleotides. NCBI's taxonomy places the organism in Eukaryota, Viridiplantae, Streptophyta, Zygnematophyceae, Desmidiales, Closteriaceae. The record is from the annotation of a GenBank genome assembly.